CACGUGUAUACAGAGUUGUAGAUAUAUUACUCUGAGAUCAGUCUUGAUCACAUCCAGCAUCAACUAAUCGAACAAAAUGACUCGCUUACCUCUGCCUGUUCCUCCUCCAAUCGACCCCUCCUAUCACCCCAAAGCAUCGAUAACUACAGUCCCGGCGAGCACCCCGGUUGAUUAUAUUGUUGCGAUCCUUGAGCGCGAUGGCGGGGUUAUCCUCAAGGACCUCGUGUCCCAGGAUGAGUUAGACACUAUCGAAGAGGAAGUCCGACCUUGGAGCAACAAAUCGCGCGUACAUGCAGACAAUGCUACUAACGGAGACGCAUUUCAUAUAAUCCCGCCUCAGACAACCCUCGUGCCUGGUCUGGUUGGCAAAUCCAAGACAGUGGCCCAGAUAUGUGAACGGCCUGUUCUAGAAGGGCUGCGCCAGAAGAUCCUCCUCGAGGAAUACGUAGCUAACCGCGAGGGUCACGUUGAGCCCACCGCUAUUAGCCCGUUACUGAGUCUGAGUAUGUCAAUGAAUAUCGGCUAUGGAGCACCUCGACAGCUCCUGCACCGCGAUGACACUAUCCACGGGAUUCGCCAUCGGUGGAAUGUCUUCCAGCCAUGGAGCUUCAAGCAUGUCUCUCAGUUUGCGUGUCUUAUCGCUGGAUGCGAAGUGACGCGGGAGAACGGGGCCACGAUGUUCGUUCCAGGCAGUCAUAAAUGGGACGAUGACCGAUGGCCGACUGCAGAUGAUGUCAGCUUUGCAGAAAUGUCCGCUGGUUCUGCCUUGAUAUUUCUUGCCGCUGCCUACCACGGUGGUGGCCACAACUCGGUCCCAGGCUCAGUCCGAACGAUGCACAGCCUGUUCUUUGUUCGAGGAAAUCUUCGCACGGAGGAGAAUCAGUUCCUUGCUAUUCCCAGGAGUAAAGUGCGAGAGAUGAGCCCAAAGAUGCUGGAACUGCUCGGGUACAAGAAGCCCACGGCGAAUUUGGGCCUCGUCGACAAUAUCAGUCCGCAUGAGGAUAUAGACGGAAUAUGGGAGAGGGCCAUGCAGUAAUACUUUUCCUGUGGAUGAUAAAUGAUGGCUUUCUGCCAGUCGACCAAAAAGGAGAACUCCUUGUUGGUCUGCCUGGAUCUCUAACAAUAAAUUAAACGAUAUUAUAACGGUUGGUAGUCUGAAUGCAUCUAUUAAGGGACUGGCAAGUGGAUGAGUAGGAACAGUCAACCAUGGACAGUCACAAAACAAGAACCCUGCAUCGGAAAAGGUCUCUAUUCCCUUUUCUAUCUAUCAAUACUGAGG
Paecilomyces variotii is the source of this 1279-nucleotide messenger RNA. RefSeq names its product phytanoyl-CoA dioxygenase. NCBI's taxonomy places the organism in Eukaryota, Fungi, Ascomycota, Eurotiomycetes, Eurotiales, Thermoascaceae. Bases 77 to 1036 code for a protein of 319 amino acids. The record is from RefSeq and is a predicted model, not a curated record. The transcript is spliced from 3 exons.